Molecule: messenger RNA, 1403 nt
Organism: Sciurus carolinensis (gray squirrel)
Lineage: Eukaryota; Metazoa; Chordata; Mammalia; Rodentia; Sciuridae
Gene: Liat1
Product: ligand of ATE1
Exons: 2
Coding region: 84-785 (233 amino acids)
Biological process (GO): protein arginylation
Source: RefSeq, a predicted model, not a curated record
UGCCAUGGAGACGCGUGGUCCCCACCCGGCAGUCAGCGCCGGGAUCGUCCCACCCGGCGGCCGCGGGUCCUGGGCUUCCCCGGAUGAGCCGCCGCGGUGGGGUCGGGGCGGCGGGGUUCAGCGAAGAGUGCGAGGAGGACGAUGAGGAAGAGGAGGCUCAGGGCGGCGGCGCUGCGGGCUCUCCGGGCUCCAGGCUCCCUCCCAUCGCGGUCAGCACCUCAGAACUGGUCAAACGGAAGGUGAAGAAGAAGAAGAAGAAGAAAAAGACCAAGGGGUCGGGCAAGGGGGACGCAGAUAAACAUCAGAGCCGAGGCCUGAAGAGUCAGCCAUUGUCUUCAUCCUUCCACGACAUCUUAAAUCCCAGCAAAGACCAUGGCCCAAGGUCAGAGCCCAAACAGGACAAAGAGGCAAGCAAGCACAGCCCUUCCUACUCCUGCACCGUGAGUCUCCCCCACUUUGCCGAAGUAGAAGAGAACCUUUCCAACCAGAUCAACGAAAGCCUGCGCUGGGAUGGGGUUCUCACCGACCCAGAGGCAGAAAAAGAAAGGAUUCGCAUAUAUAAAGUGAACAGGAGGAAGCGCUACCGGAUUUUGGCUCUCAAGAGCUUCCACUCUGAUCCCUCUGCCGAGGACAACCCUGAGAACUUACCCUACCUCUCAGACAAGGACUGCAAAGCCAGCAGCAGGCCACCAGCCCCGAAAGCUGAUUGCCCUCAUCGCUACUUUGAAGGAAAUCUUUCUGCAAAGUUCCUAUACUCUGAUUUAGCCACUGCUCUGCCAGAGUGAGAUCUACCCACAACACUGAAUGAUAAGAAAAGGAAAUCAGACCCGUAUCGGACGCAGCAGAAGUAUGGUGUGUGGAGAUAACCAAACUCUCCUUCACCAAGAGGCACCAAGGUGCCCAGGAGAGUCACGCUGCUGAAGAACACAGGAAAUUUAGUGAACACACGCUUCCCAGAAUUGCCUUCUUCUUAAGCUGACAUCUCUCUUUGUUAUGCAAUUUCUCAUCAUAGUUGGCUGUCUAUCAUCUGCCCCUAAAAGGAAAAGAAACUGUAGAUUAUGCAAAUUCUUGGUCUCAAACUAAGUUCAUGGAUAAACUCAUACAGUACGUGCGUCUGUAUACCUGUGAAAAUGCCCUGAAUAUCCUGGAGACUUUAAAUUAAACACACCACUUAAACUUAUGUUUAAGAAUAGUGGAUUUCAGAAUUUCAUCCUUGGGAGGUCACAGUGGGAGGUCCCCAAAGGAAUAUUGCUGCUUUUAUAAAUACACUCCUUCCCUAAUCCCCCCAAACGGCAUUUUAAGCAAAGUUCUGGAGCAUUAAAAAAUACCUUACUAUAGGUAUGGUAGUACACACCUGUAAUCCCAGAACUCAGGAGGUUGAGGCAGGAGGAUGGCAAGUUCGA